This is a messenger RNA of Aspergillus bombycis, 597 nucleotides long. Its product is annotated as developmental regulator FlbE. NCBI's taxonomy places the organism in Eukaryota, Fungi, Ascomycota, Eurotiomycetes, Eurotiales, Aspergillaceae. Bases 1 to 597 code for a protein of 198 amino acids. The transcript has 2 exons. The record is from RefSeq and is a predicted model, not a curated record.
AUGCCAGUCUACAUGCUGUACGGCUUUAAGUGGCCGCGCGCUGGCUUCACGGGUAUCCGAGUCUACAUUGUUCUGCACAACCUGGAGGAUGCAACAGCAGAGUACCUCCAGACACCGAUCACUACCCAGCUGCUCCUCGGGUCGUUCGCGAAGACCGAACCGGGCAUCGUAUCCCGUCUACCCGACCUCCGAUUUAUCGAACAGUAUGAUCCCGACGAUACCAGCGAUGAGGCUGUCAGCAAGCCAUAUGCCUAUGUUGCGGGUAAAGUGAUCACGAUGCCAGAGUCGGGGGCACUUAGCUUGGAUGCCGAGGAGCUAGUUAAGGAGUCAGGGCUAGAAGAUGAUGCCAUGGCCGCAUUGACAGAGAUGCGAGAUAAAUAUGCCGCCGGUGAGAAAAUUGGCUGGUACAUUGUGUAUAACGGGGAUCCAGAGAGAUGGUUCCCCCAAAUUGAAGAAGACGACGAUGAAAGUAUGAUGUACGAAGAUGAAGAUGGGGAUGCUAGUGAUUAUGGUAGCGCAUCACAACCCCCAUCAACUCCUACAGCAUUUUUCCCCCAAAAGUUGACACAGUUUUUCGGCACUAAGAAGAUCACUUGA